Messenger RNA from Phytophthora sojae, 1497 nucleotides. RefSeq lists its product as hypothetical. The record is from RefSeq and is a predicted model, not a curated record. The transcript has 2 exons. Lineage: Eukaryota; Oomycota; Peronosporomycetes; Peronosporales; Peronosporaceae. The coding region runs from base 1 to 1497 and encodes 498 amino acids.
AUGGCGAAGUGGUCCAGCCUACUGGCGUUGCUGCCCUUGCUCACCGUCAUAAGCUUCCAGGGUUGCGCAGAAGCCUCGACGUCCGUUGGGCUCAGCCCCUCAAUGCAUUCAAGGAUCGGCUCUACGGCGUCUGCAGCGUCCUCAUUAGAAGACGACUCGGACGAUUCCGACUCGAGCGACCUGGAUGUCCAAGCUAGGCAUUCGGUUGCGGAGGUUCAAUCGACCUACCGCAACUGGGUGGGCCCCAUUAUCGGCGCACCAGACCGCGGUGACUCGGCCUGCUACCGGAAGGCGCACAUCAUGAAGACGUGUCCUUGCGGCAUGGAGUGCAUUCGCCAGAACGACGACUGCGGCUUUGAGUAUUACUCCAAGACGGUCAACGUGGUGCAGACUGCGAUCUCUAUUGCCACUAUGGGCCUCUACGGCGAGCUCACAGCUCUGACCAAGACGGUCGUCAACGGCGCGCUGUGCAUCCAAUCCAUGAUCGGCAACGUCAAGAUGUUCAUCAAGUACCUCAGCAUGGUCAAGGUCUACGAUCCGCAGACGCCCUUCGACAAGAUCAUGGGCGUCUUGUACUCGACGAGUUACGCCACGAUCGACUUCCCCGUCACCAUCGCCAUGUGCUUGGGUCUCCCAUACCCGGACGUGCUCAACCCUGCGAGUUGGAUGCUGGACACUGUCCAGCUCCUUCUUGGAGAGAUCCUCGACCACGGAGACAACAUCAUCCGCGGCUGGGACCGAUUCCAGGCCUUCCUGCAUCGCAUCAACUUCACUCAACCGUUGGCGGAGCUGAACGAGACGGACAUUUCGUCCCUCAAGUCUGGAAUGGCCUCCGACUCGACGUGCGGCUUCGAGCUCAAGUGCAUCACCGACCGCACGUGGGUGACUGUGGCCCGAAUGAAGCAGCAGAACCCUGGCAUCUCUCAAGCGGAGCUGCGCAUCGCCAUGUACGAGUCCGACCUCGUGACGCGCGACAUCCCCAUCGUGACCAACAACUGCAUGGAGCAGAUGAUCGCCGAGUCGAGCGAGGCCACCGCCUAUCAGACGCGUGACACGCUGCGCAAGACGCUGGGGGUGAUCGUGGACGACCUCAUCGAGAAGGGCAAAAGCGAUAAUGGUACAUCCUUGACGGCCAAAGAGUAUCUACGCGUCGUGACGGACAAGGUCGCCAUGACGACGUUCGUGCUCUCCAUCAUUGACCCUACGCGCAUCCUAGGUAUUGUGACUGAGUACAUCCAGCCCAUCUGCGGCCCCACGCAGUUCAUCGGAGAGAUUGACGACGGCUCGGACCCGUACACGCUCGGUCUCAAUGCGGUCGGGAAGGCGUUCAAGGGCAGCACUUCGUCGUGGACUCGACAGGGCGACGGCGUUGUCACUGUUAACUUCAACAGUACGGACACGGAAGCUGUCGUUGUGAAUAUUUUCUCCGCGGGCCACAAGAUCGACGAGAAGAGAGUCCCAGCAGGAGGCACCGCCACUUGGACCUCGAAAGGGUAA